AUGACGUCCUCCAUGUCCACGAUCCUCAUCUUCGGCGGCACCGGCGGGAUAGGCGAGUCCUUCACCCGGGCCUUCCACAAGAUGGGCAAAAGAGUCAUCACCACGGGCCGCCGCUCCGCCCGGCUCGCGGCGCUGGCUGCAGAGUUGCCCGGUCUCGAGACCUACACCAUGGACAACAGCGACAUCGCCGGUCUUGCGGGCCACGUGCGGACCAUCCUCACCAAGUACCCGGACAUCGACACCGUGUGGGUCAACUCUGGCAUCCAGUACCAGGGGGACUUCAAGUCGCUGGACGGCUUCUCCGACGAAAAGAUCGUCACCGAGUUGAACACCAAUCUGACGGCGCCGAUCAUUCUCGCCCGCCAUUUCGUGCCCCAUUUGUUGUCGCUGAAGCGGGAGGCGAACUUCCUGAUCACGUCCUCGGGCCUGGGAUUCGUGCCGAUGGCUUUAUUCCCGGUCUACUGUCCGACCAAGGCGGGCGUGCAUGCCUUCCUCGUCGGGUUGAGGGAGAGUCUUGCGGGCACGAACGUCAAUGUCAUUGAGAUUGCCCCGCCGUAUGUGCGCACGGAUCUCGACGCCGCGAAUCGUCUGGACAAGCUGAUCACGCCGAUGGAGCUGGACGAAUAUACGGAGAAGACGCUGGAGAUUCUGUCCAAGCCGGCGAGCGAGAUCAAGGAGGCCGGCGUUGGAUUCGCUGAGCUGGGCGCGCGCAAGUGGCGCGAGGCGUAUGAUCCGGUCUUGAAGAUGAGGCACUCGAGUGGUUGA
Cladophialophora carrionii CBS 160.54 is the source of this 765-nucleotide messenger RNA. RefSeq lists its product as uncharacterized. Lineage: Eukaryota; Fungi; Ascomycota; Eurotiomycetes; Chaetothyriales; Herpotrichiellaceae. The record is from RefSeq and is a predicted model, not a curated record. Gene Ontology annotation, cellular component: membrane. The transcript has a single exon. The coding region runs from base 1 to 765 and encodes 254 amino acids.